AUGACACAACAAGAUACUUUCUAUACUACAGAUAUUACAGAAUUAUCCAAUCGAGUGAAAUCAAAUUAUGAACUUAAAAGAAAAACUCAUCCAAAUGAAAGAUAUUUAAUUUCUAUUGCAGGUGCUCCAGGAUCAGGAAAAACUACAUUUGCUAAUAUAAUAAGUAAAGAAAUAUCUAAAUUUGCCAAUGUUAUAGUAUUACCUCAAGAUGGAUUUCAUUUAUAUAGAUCAGAAUUACAAAAAUUACCUAAUUCUGAAGAAGCUUUUAAAAGACGUGGUGCUCCAUUUACUUUUAAUCCUAAAGCAUUUGUUAAAUUAAUAUCACAAUUAUCUGAUCAUUCAAUUACACUUAAAGCUCCAUCAUUUGAUCAUAAAUUAAAAGAUCCAAAAGAAGACGAUAUUAUAAUUGAUAAUACUGUUGAUAUUAUUAUUAUUGAAGGAAAUUAUGUUUCUCUUAAAGAUAAUGAAUGGAAUAAAAUUAGAAAUUUCAUUGAUGAUUCAUGGUUUAUUCAAACUCCUGAAUCAUUAAUUCGUCAAAGAAUAAUUAAACGACAUUUAGAAGCUGGUAUUUCAUCUAAUGAAAAAGAAGCUAUUGAAAGAACAGAUGGUAAUGAUAUGAUUAACGCUAAAUAUAUUAUAGAAAAUUCAAACCCUACAAAUGUAGUGAUAAUUACAAAAUGA
Molecule: messenger RNA, 681 nt
Organism: Candida tropicalis MYA-3404
Lineage: Eukaryota; Fungi; Ascomycota; Pichiomycetes; Serinales; Debaryomycetaceae
Exons: 1
Coding region: 1-681 (226 amino acids)
Cellular component (GO): cytoplasm
Molecular function (GO): ATP binding; kinase activity
Source: RefSeq, a predicted model, not a curated record